This is a messenger RNA of Mesocestoides corti, 1221 nucleotides long. Lineage: Eukaryota; Metazoa; Platyhelminthes; Cestoda; Cyclophyllidea; Mesocestoididae. The record is from the annotation of a GenBank genome assembly.
AUGGCUGGUCUUAGGAAACCCACUGAAUACGACUGGAAGGACUCAAAUGUCGAAGCCUUCGGCUCAAGCCAGGACAGGGAGGAUCUACCACCGCCCCUAAUGUCCGGACUCACUAAACCCGAUGAGUAUGCCUGGAAGGACUCCAACAUGGAGCUUUUUGGCUCGUCUGUCGACAGACAAGUCAAAAAGGAGUCUGCGAUGACCGAGAAGUGCUGGGAACCUGUUGGGAAGGCAACGCAACCCUUCUUGAUGGUCUGGCGCGUCAAUAAAUUCAAGCUUGAAGUGGUGCCGAAAGAUGAGAUUGGCAACUUCUAUAAUGGCGACUCGUACGUCGUCUGCAAAGCCACCAAAAGUCCUGAUGGGAACAAACUCCUCUACAACGUCCACUUCUGGAUUGGUCGACACAGCACCGCCGAUGAAUAUGGCACUGCGGCUUACAAGACCGUUGAACUAGACACUUAUCUUGACGACGCGGCUAUUCAACACCGCGAAGUUGAAGGCUACGAGUCUGACCUAUUCAAGUCCUACUUCGACAAGCUUGUCAUCCUGAAGGGUGGCUAUGAGUCCGGUUUCCGCCAAGUCAAGCCAGAGGAGUACCGACCUCGGCUCUUGCAUUUCUGCAAGGAGGGCAGGAUCACAUACAUGCGACAGGUCACCUUCAGCAAGAACUCCGUUAACUCGGGUGACGUCUUCAUCCUCGACUUGGGCUCCAGGGCCUACCAAUUCAACGGCUCCACUUCCUCGGCCUUCGAGAGGAGCGCCGCGGCUGCGUUCCUGCAGGACCUCGAGAGUAAACGCAACGGGCGCUGCUCAACAUCUGUCCUCGAAGAGUCUUUGACUCCCAAAGAUGCAAGUUGCCAGCAACCAUGGCACGAAUUCUGGACGUCUCUGCCCGACACACCGUCUGAGGUAGACGAACCUCCAAAAGACAUCAUCAAAUCUCUCUACAGGGUCUCCUACGAUUCUGGCAAGAUGGAGUUGACUGUUGUGAGUGAGGGAAAAGCCGCCAAGAGCGACAUCAAGUCGGAUGACGUCUACAUGAUCCUCUCCAAGCAAGGCCUCUUCGUCUACAUUGGCAAGGACUGCUCCCCUGUGGAGAAGCGAAAUGCCCUCUCCAAUGCUCACAACUUCCUAAAGUCCAGCUCAACUCCUUUCCUGCCAAUCACAGUUGUCACUGACGAGCAGGCGGAGUCGUUCUUGCGGGGCGUUUGGGACGAGUAG